Sporisorium graminicola is the source of this 840-nucleotide messenger RNA. RefSeq lists its product as uncharacterized. The coding region runs from base 1 to 840 and encodes 279 amino acids. The record is from RefSeq and is a predicted model, not a curated record. NCBI's taxonomy places the organism in Eukaryota, Fungi, Basidiomycota, Ustilaginomycetes, Ustilaginales, Ustilaginaceae. The transcript has a single exon.
AUGCAGAACGCGACGCUGCAUUUUUGCCAGUCCAACUGGUACAACAGCACCAACUGUCCUGGCGUGUUUGAGGCCCCCGUCAGGUGCUAUACGACAAGCUCGGUGGACGUCCCGUUGAUCGAACAGGACUACUCUCGAGCGAACGGUGGUGGUGGGGGCCUGGCUUGCACCAAUCCGGCCAGUACAUCAGGCGCUCGCAAGCCAUCUGUGGCGCGCAGUUUCAUUGUGCUUGUCGUCAUCUCAUGCCUAUUGACGUCCGUGCUUGGUCGGGCUACCCCAAACCACCGUGGCACCCUAGAGCUAGGGGGCGGAGUCGGCACUGCUCCCUCGGACGCUCUCGGUCGGGAUCAAGACUCUCCUCCGCCAACCAAGUUCGGCUUUUACGGCACAGUAGCCUCGCUACCUCUAAGAGUCAUGAAACGAGAUGUCAAGUGCAAGUUCUUCAGGCCUGACGGCAAUGGAGUUAACACCACAUCCAGCUCUACGAAAGUCUCGCCCGCGGUUGACUGCAGACAGGCCGGAUCGCCUUGUGUCCUCUCUGCCGCAAAGGGCCAAACUGCUUCGUACUCGAGCCAGUUUUACCUGAACACUGGAGAGGUUGUCAAGGGCGUAGACGUGGAAGCCUCAUUUGGCAGUACUUACAGAGAGUCAUACUCCUCUGCCGUCAUCUACACUACGUCUGUGCCUGUCGGACAGUGCGGGUUCUUGCAGAGCUACAGUUUUGCCAGGCUGUUCAAUGGCACAUACAUCAGCUGCAGUGACGGGUCCGACAAGGCCGGGAAGGCUCUCGUCGUCGUCGACAAGCUACAGCUUAGCUCCCUGGUCAUGACUUCGUGUUGA